This is a messenger RNA of Rattus rattus (black rat), 4322 nucleotides long. RefSeq names its product spindle and centriole associated protein 1 (gene Spice1). Gene Ontology annotation, biological process: metaphase chromosome alignment; regulation of centriole replication; mitotic spindle assembly. NCBI's taxonomy places the organism in Eukaryota, Metazoa, Chordata, Mammalia, Rodentia, Muridae. The record is from RefSeq and is a predicted model, not a curated record. The transcript is spliced from 18 exons. Bases 93 to 2672 code for a protein of 859 amino acids. Gene Ontology annotation, cellular component: centriole; spindle; centrosome.
GCCACUUUCCGCGUUUGCCCUGUGGCGGGCUCUGUGGUUCUGGAGACUCAAGUUUUUAGUCGGGGUGGAGGCGGCAGUCGGCCAGCAGCAAGAUGUCAUUGAUCAGAGUGAACCGCUUUGGUCCCCGGGGAGGUGCAAGAAAGACUCUGAAAGUAAAGAAGAAAGCUGCAGUGAGACAAGAGUGGGAUAAUACUGUGAAUGAUCUAACAGUUCACCGGGCAACUCCUGAAGAUCUGGUGCGCCGUCAUGAGAUGCACAAGUCAAAGAAUAGAGCAUUGGUGCACUGGGAACUUCAAGAAAAAGCUUUGAAGAGAAAAUGGAAGAAGCAGAAACCAGAAACCUCAAGUAUUGAAAAAAGAAAGUUAUCUAUCAUGAAGGAGAUUCUUUCCGAUCAGUACCAGACACAGGAUGUGCUGGAAAAGUCCGAUCAUCUGCUGACUGCAGCCAAAGAUCUGUUUGUUGAUGUUCCUCGUAAGCGCACAGGGUUUCCAAACGUAACAAUGGCUCCAGGCUCCUCACGGAGCCCCGCUGGAAUAAAUCAAGACCCUGGCAGCCAGUCUAUCCUUAACGAAUCAGUCAUAGAGCCUCAGGCUCUUAAUGAAGUAGAUGAUGGAGGGGCGGAAAGCACUGCUCAUAGCCAGUCAGAAGACAGUGAGAGUGAACUGCCUAACUCCCUCAGCCCACACUCCAACAGGAAUACAGAGAGGUUUCUUAACCAGCUAAAGGAAGAGAAUUCUGAGUUAAUCAAUCAACUGUGGACUGAUAUUCAGCAGAAAAUCGCUGCCCAGUCACAAAGAACUCCUCCAGGCUCUCCGUCCUCGGAGCUUUCAGCAGAGGAUCAGAAAGCUGCUCUGAAUGCAACAGAUGCUGUCAAGAGAAUCCAGGCUGGGCUUCAGCCUGAGGAGUCUGCUGAGCCUGUAGACUCCAGCUAUGUGGGGCAGGUGCUGAACACAAGGAAGACAAAGCCGCUGCUAAAUAAAGUGAAAAGAAAACAAGAUAUGCGUGCUCUCUCCAAGCAGAAGAAAAACAUGCUCUCCUCCAGCACAACCUCUGCAGACUUAGCAAGUAGCAAUAAUUCCAGCCUGGAUGUCCUCAAACACAUGAUCCAUGAAGUGGAACAUGAAAUGGAAGAAUAUGAGCGGUGGACAGGCCGUGAGGUCAAGGGGCUGCAGGGUGGUCAGGGACUCACAGGCUUCACCCUGUCCCUAGUGAGCUCGCUCUGCCGGCUGGUUCGGUACCUUAAAGAGAGUGAAAUCCAACUUCGGAAAGAAGUAGAGACCAGGCAGCAGCUGGAACAGAUGUUAGGUGAUCACCGCGAGCUCAUUGAUGCGCUGACAGCUGAAAUUCUUCUCCUCAGAGAGGAAAAUGGUGCCGUGCAGGCGAGACUUCAGCAGUACAUGGUUACUACAGAUGAGCAGCUUAUAUCGCUCACACAUGCCAUUAAGAGCUGUCCUGUGAUCAAUAACUCCAGACAAGAAAGUCAAGCACCAGAAAGGGCAGCUAUGGGUAGAAGACUUGUGGAUAAUGUAGGGGGUCCUGUGGUAAACAGUAAUGUCUCCAUGCCGUUGAUGCUCAAAGGGGAGGAAAUGGUUGACUUCCCACAGGAAGAGCUGCCUGUUAAACUAUCUCAGGGGCCACCCCCCACAGAAAACCUGAAUCUGGCCAGUAACUUCCCCACACAUAUUUUUGAGCCAGCCGUGAUGCUCACACCACCCAGGCAGAAGAGCAACUCGGAAUUCUCUCCUCUGCAGGACGUACUGAGGAGAACUGUUCAGACUCGUCCAGCUCCACGAAUUCCUCCCACUGUGGAAGUUAUAGAGAAGGAACAGACCUGGGAAAAGAAGAACCUGCCUAUUGAUCCAGACAUUCAGAACUCAAAUGAGGAAAACCGUCUCUUCACUCAGAGGUGGAGAGUCUCUCACAUGGGAGAAGACUCAGAGAACAAAAGCCAGCCACAGUUUGUUAGCCUGUCACAGCCCCCUUGCAGUUCCCUUCCCAGCACUCAGCAAUCGAGAAACCCCGUGUUCUCAGAGGAGCCCACAGUGCUUGGAGAUGGGCAGCAGCUCAGAACAGCUGACGCACUGAUGCACAGGAAGGACAUAAUGGCCCGGAUCGCUGAGCUGACCCUGCAGAAUUCAGCCAUGAAGGCUCACCUGAACAAUAUUACCAGCUCAGGGGGAGAGCAUGGCGAUGGACUCCGGGAGCUGAGCAGACAGGGAAGUGCCAGCGAAGUGCCUGCAAAUUUCCCAGCAGUUCAGUCUCUGAUACCAAGUAGCAUGGAGGAGAGGAUUGCAGAGCUGAACCGACAGAGCAUGGAGGCUCGCAACAAACUGCUCCAGUUGAUAGAGCAGCAGAAACUUGUUGGUUUGACCCUUUCCUCGUCACCAGUGUCACCUGUUGAGUCACCUCUCAGAGCUUGGACCGAGGAAGGAAAGCGAACCAUCGAGGUAUCUGUCCCAGGAGUGGAGGCUUCAGAGAGUUCGAAGUGCAAUACUGUCUCUCCUGUCAGCGGGAUCAGUUCAAGAAGAUCUUCAGGGGCGAUUAGCAAUUCCUGUUCUCCACUGAACGCCACCUCGGGAAGUGGGAAGUUCACACCAGUUAAUCCAAGAACAAAGCAGACUGAGAAGCAAAGCGAGGAAGGCUGGUUUGCUCUUUCUGCCCACAUACCGUAAGGGAAGCCCAAGCAGAGAGCGUCCUCUGGGACUUCAUCCUGGCAUUUCCUUCCCACGUCAUGGAUGCUCUGUUCACGUUGCAACAUUUUCCUUCAGAUAAAGCCUGCAACCUAUGCUUAUUCAUGGAAACAGAGAAAAGGACAACUUUUUUACCUUUUUAAAUGGGUUUUUCAACAAAGCAUCUAAUCUAUAGAUUCCCAGUAAAUAAAACUCUAUAGGGGAAUUAAAGUUUUAUAUUUAUUUAACCUUGUGUAACUUUUUAGUAAUACACUGUUACUCUUGUCGUUGCUGUUAAAUUUUUUUGUUAUUUAGUGCAUCUUAAGUGUGGCUCAACUUCCCGGAAGAACAUAAUUGCUUUAUGUAUAACUUAAAAUAAAAUUGUUCUAGCUUUCAGAAAAAUGUAACACUUUGUUUUUUAUUGAAAUCGACAUUUCCAGCUGAAUGUACAGCUUUAAAAACCUGAAGGCUGAGGCUGUAGUGUUCACCUGUAGUCCCAAUAUCCAGGAGCCUGAGCGGGGACUGUCUAGGAUAGGACGAGUUCCACCGCAGCCUGAGCGAUGUAGACAACCCUGUCUCAACAAAAGAAUCGAAGUGCGUGCAGGAAGGGUUAUUUUGCGUAAGCAAGUAAACAUAGAUAUGUCUAAAAAAAUCUUAUGUAGUUUUUAAGUGUGAAAAUUUCAAAAUGAUAAUGUAUAUCUAAUUAAUGAUUGUUACCCACAAACCACUCAAACACUGAUCUCAGUCAGACAGGGAUGGUUUAUUGAACACACACCCUUAAACUGGUCGAUAACAAGGCCAUAACUUGGGUUCAGGGCUGAGGCUACAACCCUGAACAUCUUUCUCCGUCUGCUUAUAAAGACUAAAAUUGUAAAAACCACGGUGAGCUCAUAUGCAGGUGCAGGAAGUGCUGCCCAGUGUUCGGCUCUGACUCAAGCCAUUUUAGACAUAACAGUUCAUAUUGAUCUUUAAUUUGAUGGGUCCUACAUAAAGCUUCGUGGAAUUUCUUAAGUUAAACCUCAGAACAUAGGAAACGUAACAGGGUAUGUGGUCGGCACGGGCCUGCUCUGAGUCAAGUUAUUUUCUGUGUCAGUGACUGGCAAGCAUAUUACAGCAACAAUAUGAAAUAGUUGGCGGGCAUGGAACAAAAUGCUACAGCUAUGCUGGGGUGGGGCAGGCCUCAACAGUGGUAAUGCCCAUUAUGUUCAAAUGUCUAAGUGCAGUACACUGAUCUAAUGAUGGUGUUAGAGAAAGAAAUAUAAAAACUGUUAGUAAUUUCCUCACCCCGAAUCACCUAAAAUAGAUUUUCUUUCAUGUGCUGACUGUUUCUCAAGUGCUGACUUCUCUUUCCAGUUCUUUCAGUUGAUAUCUGCCAUGCUGUGGUUGUAAUUUUCAACCCGAGUAAGUUGGGAGGGGAGGAUCACACUGAAGCUCCCCUGACUCAGACCUCCCUUUCCCUCCCUCUGCAGUUGAGAAUCACAUUCUAGGAACUGCCCUGGGCUUCUAAAUUAUAGCAAAAAGUAAGAUUAUUUUCUUCUGGUACUAGUGAAUUGCUGCGGAAUCUGUAUUUGUUUUAUUUCUUGCCAAUUUCUUCCACUAGUUCUAUACAUUUUCUAAGUUGUUUAAUAAAGACUGUCUGGUGGUUUGAAUAGA